Messenger RNA from Amyelois transitella, 1716 nucleotides. RefSeq names its product tyrosine-protein phosphatase non-receptor type 23-like. The transcript has a single exon. The record is from RefSeq and is a predicted model, not a curated record. Bases 1 to 1716 code for a protein of 571 amino acids. NCBI's taxonomy places the organism in Eukaryota, Metazoa, Arthropoda, Insecta, Lepidoptera, Pyralidae.
AUGGUGCAUCGUGCGUUUCAGAUCGCGGUGGUGUUGUGCGUUUGCAUGUCAGCGUCGGCGGAUGUUGCACAUCUCAAAGCAGCGAAGUCCCGACUAGCAGCCAAGCUGAUAGGACACUCCAAACAUCACAAGAGAGGCAUACUCUCCCCAGUGCCGCCAUUCAAGCUAGGAUAUGACAUUCCACAUGUUACACACUCGGUUGUGAAGCCUUUGGUGGUGACCUACCCUCCGACAGCUUCAGUGACUGCUGUCAAAGUGCCACUCGCGCAUCCUCUCGCUCACCGAUAUCCUGUCCCAGUUGGCCACAAGGUCCCAGUGCCUCAUCCACAUUAUGGAUUGAAGUUCCCCCAUACGAAAACUGUAUUGGUACCGAAACCUGAUCAUCACUUCCACCAUCACCAUCAUCAUUUGGAGCCUAAACCCUUAAUUCCAGUUGUACCAGCAGAUCCUCACCCUCCAACCCCAAUAGUUCCCAUUGCCCAACCAACUGGUAAUGUUGUGCACCCGAUCCCUGCUCCACCACCAGUUGUCGUGCGUCCUGAAACGGUAUUGCCAGCGCAUCAUAUUCCUGUUGGCUCACCACCAAUUCCGUUAUUACCGCAGGGACACAUCGAUGUAAAACCAUUCCUCCCCGCAGCGCCUGUAUCACUUCAGCCAGCUGGGAUUCCGCUACCUCCUGCUCCUGUUGUGCCCGCUCCUGCCCCAAUAUUCCCGCUCACUCCACAAUACCCCUACGUCAUACGUCCAGGCAACGCUGUUCAAACUUCCUAUUUUGCUACUUACCCUAGAUACCCACUCUUAAAUUACAACACGAUAUUCCCUCUACAAGCACCAGUGGCUCCGGCUCCUGUUGGACCAGUGCUGUACGACAGACCGGCUGUGCCCUCCUUGCACUUGGUACCACAAGCGGCAACUGGUGAGGGCGUCCUUGAGCAACAAGCUCCUACUGUCCACCUGGAACCCACUCCAAAUAUUGUACAUCCUACACAAGCAAUACCUCAUCCUACCCUUCAUCUUCAGCCGACGCAGCCAUCUGUGCACUUGCAGCCCACCCAGCCUGCAGUUCACCUUCAACCUACACAGCCAGCGAUUCCAUUCGAUCACAAUGGCUGGUCCCCAGUACCGCCACACGAUAUAGCUUCGACGCAACACACAGAUACUCACUACCCUCAGGCACAUGAUUCUCACCACUUCACUCAGCAGCAAGGUACUCAGGUUUAUGAACAACACACAAAUGAAGACCAACAGUAUCAUGACCUUCAUAAUCUUCAGCAUCAUAUUCAACAUCAAAUCGACCAGGCUCAAUACGAGCAGCAUCUUAAUAAUCAACAUCAAUUAAGUCAUGAAUAUGGUGUACCCCAGCAAAUUAACCACGAAUACAGUCAGCCGAAUCAGGACUUUUCUCAGCACGAUUAUUCUCAACAUGGGCAUGAUUUCUCGCAGCAACAGGCGCAUGAUUACGCUCAACAAGCUCAAGAUUACGCUCAACAAGCUCAAGAUUACGCUCAACACGCCCAAGAUUACGCUCAACACGCACAUGAGCAGCAAUAUGAUUUGCAACAACCUGGACAGGAAUAUGGAUUGCCUCAUGCUGAGGGACGUAGUGAAGAUACUGCUGCUACGAGCGCCACGGAGGGCGAAGAUCAACGGUAUCAUAACCAUAUACCUUUAGGUCUUCAGCUGCCAUUAGAAAGACCAUUGGAUCACUUCCGGUAG